CACACUCAGCCCAGUGUCCUGUCACAGUUGGCUCCAGUCUCCUCGCAGACAGUCAUGUGGCCUCUCGGUGUCUUUCUGAUGUACAGCGCCGUCGUAACAGGCAUGCCACCACCCCAAGACCCGGUGGUUCUGAACGUCACUGUCGAGGAGACCUCGGACCACCUCAGCAUCCGGUAUGGGGGUCCAGAGGCCACGGCGUCACACGACCAGAAGAGGAUCAUCGACAACGAAAUCGAGCCCACCGAACUCUGGAACACUGGUGAGCUGUUUACUGACGACCCUGAGCCGCUCGAUUUUCACGAGACCAACCCUCUCCUGACGCCUUACGGCCGUCUGGUGGAGGGCGACCUCCUGAGGUCACCGGAAGAGGACCGCAAGGGCGUGACCUCUGCGGAGCUCUGGACGGACCGGCGAUACAACUACGAGAUCAUCAACGACGCCAGUCGCGCCGCCAUCGAGGCCGGCAUCAAGUUCUGGCGAGACCACAGCUGCGUCCAGUUCCAGGAGGUGUCCAGCGGCAGCUCCGAGCCUCGGGUGCUCUUUGUGGCAGAGUCCGGCUGCUGGUCCAUGCUCGGCUGCACAGCAAAGCACGCCUCCUCACGAACACAGAAGCUGAGUCUCGGCUCUGGCUGCACCGGCUUCGGCACCGUCACCCACGAGAUCGGCCACUCGCUCGGCUUCUACCACGAACAGUCGCGCUCCGACCGCGACGAGCACGUCGUCAUCAUGUGGGACAACGUCAAAGAGGCGUACAAGCACAACUUCAAGAAGGUGGACACCACCCAGAACCACGGCGUGCCGUACGACCUCGGCUCCGUCAUGCACUACGGCUCGACGUACUUCUCCUCCAGCGGCGGGCCCACCAUCCUGACCCGGAACCCGACGCUGCAGGGUCUGAUCGGACAGCGCGACAGGCCCUCCUUCCGUGACGUGGCGCUCAUGAACCGGCUGUACCGCUGCGAGGAGCUGUGCAGCAGCCCACCACCGUGUCACAACGGCGGCUACGUGUCGGCCGACUGCGUGUGCCACUGUCCGCCGGGCACGAGCGGCUCGGCGUGCGAGACGGUGCGUGGCAGCUACUACCCGGCUCCGAGCUGCGGCGGCGAGAUCAGCUCCGAGGGCACCGUGAGCAGCCCCGGCUGGCCGGCGCUGUACCCGACCGGUGCCGACUGCUCGUGGUGGGUGCGGCCGCCGACCGGCCGCCGGGCGCGCGUCACCUUCACCACCUUCUCCAUCAUGCAGCAGGUGAACGGCUCCUGCAAGUACGAGUACCUCUCGGUACGGCUGGGCGGAGUGCUCGACGGCGGAGAGAUGUACUGCAGCAAACAGCUGACAGGCAAACAGCUGACGUCCACCAGCCCUGACGGAGACCUGGUGCUGCGCUUCAAGUCCUACAAGAAGUACUUCAUGGGAUCCGGCUUCGUUGCGACUGUCGAGUUUGUGUGAAACGGAGACAGCUGAAUGAUGGACGGUUAUCGCAGUAUCACGACCCCUCAGGUUUGAGAGUGGAUGUUGGAUGAAUGUAGUUGAUUACCAUAUAUUAGUGCAGGCUACCGAUCAUUUCGGCUAUAUUGAAUCGUCAUAACCAUGUUUUUUUCAUCAGAUGAGUGUGGCUUGGCAUGUCGAGUAAAUAAAAAGGAGUGCAUUGAA
Molecule: messenger RNA, 1650 nt
Organism: Amphibalanus amphitrite
Lineage: Eukaryota; Metazoa; Arthropoda; Thecostraca; Balanomorpha; Balanidae
Product: blastula protease 10-like
Exons: 2
Coding region: 55-1446 (463 amino acids)
Biological process (GO): proteolysis
Molecular function (GO): metalloendopeptidase activity; zinc ion binding
Source: RefSeq, a predicted model, not a curated record